GUGGGGAAGCGCUCAGUCUUCCCGCCCCCGCCCCCCUCAGGUUCCAGACGCGACCCCGGCGCAGCCCGCGGCCUAGCCUCGCGCCCCCUGUCCCGGGGGCUGGCAUGAGCGGCCCCUCGGUGGCGCCGGGGCGCGGGGGAGCCGCCGCCUGAGCCCCGGGCCUGCCGCCUUGGACCCCGCGGCGCCGAGCGAGCUCACCGCCGAGCGUGCGAGAGACCGGGUCACAGCUUUCUUCCUCCCGCAGAUCUCAAGCAUACACCCCAGCCCCGGAAGAUGGGGAACUGCCUCAAAUCCCCGACUUCGGAUGACAUCUCCCUGCUUCACGAGUCUCAGUCCGACCGGGCUAGCUUUGGCGAGGGGACGGAGCCAGAUCAGGAGCCGCCGCCGCCAUAUCAGGAACAAGUUCCUGUUCCCAUCUAUCAUCCGACACCUAGCCAGACUCGGCUAGCAACUCAGCUGACUGAAGAGGAACAAAUUAGAAUAGCUCAAAGAAUAGGCCUUAUACAGCAUCUGCCUAAAGGAGUUUAUGACCCUGGAAGAGAUGGAUCAGAAAAAAAGAUCCGAGAGUGUGUGAUCUGUAUGAUGGACUUUGUUUAUGGGGACCCAAUUCGAUUUCUGCCGUGCAUGCACAUCUAUCACCUGGACUGUAUAGAUGACUGGUUGAUGAGAUCCUUCACGUGCCCCUCCUGCAUGGAGCCAGUGGAUGCAGCACUGCUUUCAUCCUAUGAGACUAAUUGAGCCAGGGUCUCUCGUCUGACUUCAAGUGAACCAUCAGUUUUGGUGGUUUUGAUCUUUUGUCACUGAGCCCAAAGAGCCAGGGAUUAGGAAUUAAGAUCAUGCACAAAAGUUUCCUAAAAAUUCCUGGAUGGCUGCAGAUGUUGAGGGAAGUAUGUGAUAUUUUAGAAAUUUAGGGGGAAAGUAGGAUGGAUGGUAUUUUUAUGUAAAGCCUUGACCCAGUGUUUAAAAUAUAAUUGUUAUUAGACCUUGUUCUUGCUCCAGUACAUAGGAAUUGUGUAAAGUGUUACAGCAACUGUACAUGUUUAAAUUGUGUGUGUUGAAGCUUAGGAAAAAGAUAGUUGUUAUUUUUCCUAAAUGAAAUAAGUUUCUUCUCCCACCCAAAUUCUUUUCUGAAAAGUUACUGACAUUUGGGUCAAGGUUUUAUUAAAAGCUACAUUUUAUAACACUGGCACAAAAAAAAAAAAAUAGUAGUUUUAAGCUUGUUUGCACAGUUCUUUUUUUCCAUUGGAAAUGGAAUUCAUUGCCUUAGGUCUUUUUAAAUAGUGUAUUAUUAUCGUUGGGGCUGGCUCUAUGCUUGAAAACCAGUUUAUUUAUAACCUGUUGUAAGUGCUAUAUUCUGUUUGCAGUUAGGAAAUGCAGAAUUCACAGUGAUCUCCUAGCUUGUAAGCAAACUGAGAUGCACUAUCCCUUUUCUAUUAAGAAUGAGUUGAUGUGUCAGGAAACAAGGCUAGCAAAGUGGAUUUGAUAUCCCUUUCCUUGUGUGUCUUAUCUUAUUGUUUUGGUGGUUAAUAUGGUGAUAAUUGAAAGUCAAGUUGAAAUUCAAAUAUUAAUAUUUCUGAUUUGUUGAGCUUUGAAUUAUGCCACCAUGCUUAUAUAAAAACGAAGGUGGCACCAUGAUGAAACUUAAAGAAACAGUUUCUCAUCUGUAACAGUUUUGAUUCUCUUUCCUGUGACCUCUUUCCCCACUGUCUGGAACCAUAGCAAAAGGAUACUGCAUCUCUUGUUACUGUAGUGCUGAGGUUAUUGAAGUUACAGAAACACAUCUGGUGUGUUUCCUAGAAAAGUACCUGUUCAGUCUUGCUAGGUGACUGACAGGAGAGGCAAAUGUGUUAUGUUUUGCACACCAAUGCAGCAGGGUUUGUAUAACCACAUGACUUCAUAGUUGUGAUCUCAAAGGAACUUCUCCUUUAUUUUUUCUUGCAAUUAAUGUAAGAAUACUCUAAAUCUCUGCACUUCUGAAGGAUUAGAGGUAGAAAUGGUCUAGUAAAGUGUAAUGUUUUAUUCAUUUAGCAUGUGUUUAUUUUCCUUAUGUUCUCCAGGUGAUUCGUUCCUUCCACUCAGUGAUAUUGUGGUUAAAAAAUGAUGAGCAGAAGCGCUCUCCACCUUACAAAUGA
Mus musculus (house mouse) is the source of this 2132-nucleotide messenger RNA. RefSeq names its product ring finger protein 11 (gene Rnf11). The transcript has 3 exons. Gene Ontology annotation, cellular component: nucleus; early endosome; cytoplasm. The record is from RefSeq and is marked validated. Gene Ontology annotation, biological process: ubiquitin-dependent protein catabolic process. NCBI's taxonomy places the organism in Eukaryota, Metazoa, Chordata, Mammalia, Rodentia, Muridae. Bases 274 to 738 code for a protein of 154 amino acids.